AUGUUUCUGAGAAGAACAGAAUACGACAGAGGCGUCAACACGUUCUCUCCGGAAGGUAGGCUGUUUCAAGUGGAAUAUGCUGUCGAAGCCAUUAAAUUGGGCUCCACUGCAAUUGGCAUUAAAACCCACGAAGGGGUCAUCCUGGCUGUUGAGAAAAAUGAGAGGUCUCCUCUUGUCGUUCCAGGAAGUAUCCAGAAAAUCAUAGAAAUCGACGAUCAUAUCGGAUGUGUCUUCUCGGGACAUGUCGCUGAUUCGAGGACGUUGUUGGAUAGAGCUCGUCUCGAAUGCCAAAGCCAUUGGUUUGUUUACAAUGAAAAAAUGUCAGUGGAAUCUUGUACCCAAGCCGUUUCGAACUUGGCCAUACAAUUUGGCUGUGGUGAUGAUGAAGGGCCUUCCAUUUGCAGACCCUUUGGGGUCGCACUUUUAUUUGCAGGUAUUGACGAGAGAGGGCCACAAUUAUAUCACUUGGAUCCAUCAGGAACAUUUAUCCAAUUUGAGGCAAAGGCAAUCGGCGCGGGAAGUGAAGUUGCUGAUCAAAUUUUACAGGACACUUAUUAUAAAGAUAUAAAUAUUGAAGAUGCAACUUUUAUUGCCUUAACAAUUUUGAAGCAAGACAUGAAUAGAGAAAUGGAACCGAUUGAUGUCGAUCUUAUGGUGAUGGAAACUUCGAAAAAGUUUACGAUGUAUACGGAGAAAGAAAUUAGCGAGGUAGGUAAUUCAAAGACAUUACACUGCUAG
This is a messenger RNA of Ctenocephalides felis (cat flea), 738 nucleotides long. RefSeq names its product proteasome subunit alpha type-5-like. Lineage: Eukaryota; Metazoa; Arthropoda; Insecta; Siphonaptera; Pulicidae. The transcript has 4 exons. Gene Ontology annotation, biological process: proteasome-mediated ubiquitin-dependent protein catabolic process. Bases 1 to 738 code for a protein of 245 amino acids. The record is from RefSeq and is a predicted model, not a curated record. Gene Ontology annotation, cellular component: proteasome core complex, alpha-subunit complex; proteasome core complex; nucleus.